GAUCAAUUUUCUCGCAUCAGAUAGCCAAAAUAAGCAAUCUCGCCUACAUACCCUGCCGAUCUUUGAUCCUACAUUAUGAGUCUGGUGGAUCUAGCGGGACAGCUGCAGAGACAAGACUUCAAAGACAUCCCUAUCAUCGACUUGUCUAACGCUCGCUCAAAUUCUGUUGACGCAAGACGCAAGGUUGCCAUCGAAGUGAGAAAUGCAUGCUUGAAUGCUGGUUUCUUCUUCGUGCAGAAUCAUGGUGUACCGAAGCAUGUCGUCCAAGGCGGCUUUGACGCAGCAAAAGUCUUCUUUGAACAGGACAAUCAAGUCAAGGAAUCGGUGGACAUCAGCAAAUCUGACAACUUUCGAGGCUACAUGAAGCUGUUGAGCGGGAAUGCUAACCCUGAAAGCAAAGGCGACCUGCACGAAGCUUUCAACCUGGGCUUGGACCCCUCGUUGGACGCCGCGCCGAGAGGUCAUAAGACUUCCGAGGGCUUGAGUCAUUCUGACAAUCUGUGGCCCACUGUGGAAGUGUGGAAGGGAGCCGCUUCGUUCCGUCAAGCAGUCCUUGGUUACUAUUCUGCUGUCCUGACUCUCGGACAAUCUCUGUUCCCCUUGUUCGCCUUGGCUUUAGAUCUCCCAGAAGAUUUUUUCGCCGACAAAGUACAGCACCCAGCGGCCAUCAUGAGACUGCUUCAUUAUCCCGGUACGCCGAAAGAUAGACAAAAGGAGGAGAAUCCAGGUAUAGGAGCUCAUACAGAUUAUGAAUGCUUCACUAUACUGGCUCAGGGUGGUGUUCCAGGCCUCCAGGUGAUGAACAGGAAAGGGGACUGGAUCGAUGCGCCUUAUAUCCCGGACACAUUCGUCAUCAACAUUGGCGAUCAAUUCGCCAGAUGGACGAAUGACAUCUUCGUCUCCACGCCUCAUCGAGUCUUGCCGCCUACCCAGACUCGGUACUCUAUCCCAUUCUUCUUCGGUUGCGACCAUGAUGUCCCUUUGAUACCACCUCCAACGUGUAUCACCGAGGAUAGACCACAAAAGUACCCGGUGGUCACUGCUGGGGCAUACGUACACAGUCGAUUGAGCGAGACAUAUACCGUCCAACAGGAGGAAAAGGUGGCAUGAUCAGUGAUCGUCCUCGAAACUGCAUGCAUACAGAUCAAUAGGA
Molecule: messenger RNA, 1153 nt
Organism: Kockovaella imperatae
Lineage: Eukaryota; Fungi; Basidiomycota; Tremellomycetes; Tremellales; Cuniculitremaceae
Exons: 12
Coding region: 76-1110 (344 amino acids)
Source: RefSeq, a predicted model, not a curated record